CACCCCCCCCUCACCCCUCACCCCCUGUCGUUGCCAUGGAACAUAAAGUUGGCAACGAGAGAUGGAGGAAAUGUUUCCUGAAGUGUCAGCAGAAAGAAACAAAGACAAGGGGAAAAGGAAAGGAAGGAAGGAAUAAAGAAAGGAAAGGAAGGAAGGAAGAAAGAAAGAAAGGAAGGGGAAAAAGGGAAAGGGUGGAAGUAGAGAAGGAAAGGAGAGGAAGGGGGGAGGAAAGAAACGAUGGAGGGAGAAAAGACAGGGAAAUAGAGGAAGAAAGGAAGGGACAAAGAAAGGAAAGGAAAGAAGGAAAGAGAGAAGGGAAAUGAGGACAGGGAGAAAAGGAAGGAAGAAAUAACAGAAAGGAAAUGAAGGGAAGGAAGAGGUAAAGGAAAUAAAAGAAAAGGAAGGAAAGAAGGAAAGCAAACAAAGAAGGAAGGAAAUGAAAGACCAAAACAAAGAAGGAAAAGGAAGAAAAAAAGUGGAAGGAUGGAAGGAAAACAGCUGGUCACAGGAAAUAGUUCAUUUGUUGGGGACUAUUUUAACUGGCGGACUAACAUAUGUUCAGUGCAGCAGGAUCUUGUAUCAGGCUGUGAUCUUGACUCAAAAACUACAGCAGUAGCUCUCAACCUAGUUUCAAGACACAGUGGCCUCAGAGAGUCUUCAAACCUCUUCAGUUUUAGUGCAAUUUAUUGUGAUUUAGUUCAUUUUUAAAUGGAUAAAAGUGCCCACUGUUUUCUUUAACUAUCCAUGAGCACUUGAUUGGAGUCCACCUGUGUCAAAUUGAACUGAUUGGAUGCAGUUCCGAAAGGCACGCACCUGUAUAUGAGGACCCACAAUUCACACUGAAUGUCAAGACAAAAGCCAAGCCUCAAAGUCUGAGACCUACAGUGAAGCUUGAUGGUGGCAGCAGAACCAGGACAACUGGUCAGAACUGAAGGAAGCAUUGACUGCAGCCAGAUUUAGAGAGGUCCUUGAAGACAUUAUUGGAGAGGCUUUAGGACAAGUCUCUGAUUGUGGUCCAACCAAAGUCCAGACUUAAACCCCUAAAAAAAAAAAGCAUCUGUGGAGAAACCUGAAUGGAGGUUCACAGAUUUUACUGAUCCGAUCUGACAGAGGUUUAGAGGAUCUGCCAGGAAGACUGGGAUGAACCAUCCAAAUCCAGAUAUGGAGGAGAGGACGAGUGCAGGGUCAUGGGCGAGUGGAAGUCGUUCUUCCAAGAGUUAUGCAGAUGGGUCUCAGUACAUGGCGUCACACGACAGCCUCUCACCUCCGUACGCCAACUCCAGGCUAGCAGGUAAAACGGAGAGGAGUUCGUACUUGUACGGCAGAGAGUCAAACCCGCACUGCCACCAGUCGAUACUGGGUGGCGAGUUGGGUCUGGGGAGUCCGGGCGCGGCGUCGCCCACCAAGCCAGCCGGUCAGUACUACCAGCACUACGGCUCCAACCCGCGGAGGAGAACGCUGCAUAUGGACACCAUGGACAUUCACACAAAAAAAGUGCGGAAGGUCCCUCCCGGCUUGCCGUCCUCAGUGUACGCUCCGUCUGCCAGUACAGCCGACUACAACAGGGACUCACCGGGUUAUCCCUCCUCCAAACCUCCCAGUGCUGGCUUCCCAAGCUCAUUCUUUAUGCCAGAUGGUCACCACAGUGGGGAUCCCUGGAGCAGCAGUAGUAGCAGUAUGAGCCAACAAGGUUACCAUGGCAGCAUGCUGGGGGGCGGGAACUCAGCCCACGGCCCCGCCCAGAGCUCCUCCUACUGCGGGAUUCACCCUCACGACAGACUGAGCUACCCGUCGCACUCGUCUGCAGAUAUCAGCUCCAGCCUUCCUCCCAUGUCCAGCUUCCACCGAGGGGGAGGGAGCGGAGGUGGAGCCAAUCACUACAGCACUGCCUCUUGCACCGCCCCCACCAACGGCACAGACAGCAUCAUGGCUAACCGAGCACAGAGCGGAGCAGCCAGCAGCUCUCAGACAGGAGACGCCUUAGGGAAAGCGCUCGCAUCGAUUUACUCUCCAGACCACACGAACAACAGCUUCUCGUCCAAUCCCUCCACCCCAGUUGGCUCCCCGCCCUCCCUCACAGCUGCCAGUUCAGCUGUCUGGUCGAGGAACGGUGGACAGGGAGCAUCAUCGCCAAACUACGAGGCUCCGCUGCACUCGCUGCAAAGUCGUAUCGAGGACCGCCUGGAGCGUUUGGAUGACGCCAUCCACGUCCUGCGGAGCCACGCGGUGGGACCAUCUACGGGUAUGACCAGCGGGCAUGGCGACAUGCACAGCCUCAUCGGGGCCGCACAUACGCACAAUGGUGCCAUGGGUGCUCUGGGCAGCGGGUACGGGACGGGACUGCUGUCGGCCAACAGACACUCCCUCAUGGUGGGCUCUCACAGAGAAGACGGCGGCGGUGGUGGCGGCGUGGGCGGUUUGCGCGGCGGACACUCGAUGGCGGGUCAGGUGCCAGUGCCUCAGCUGCCCGUUCAGUCAGCCACCUCGCCAGACCUCAGCCAGCCCGACCCCUACCGCGCUCUGUCCGGAGGCCUUCAGGGCCAGAGCACCUCCUCCGUCAGCUCAGAGAUCAAGUCUGAGGACGAGGGGGACGAGAACCUCCUACAGGACUCGAAGCCCCUGGACCCCAAGAAGGAGGACGUCGACGGCAAGGAGUUAAAAGCUAUUGAGAGGUCAAGAUCUAGCAACAACGACGACGAGGACCUGUCUCCGGAGCAGAAGAUGGAGAGAGAGAGGGAGCGGAGGAUGGCCAACAACGCACGGGAGCGCCUGCGCGUCCGCGACAUCAACGAGGCGUUCAAAGAGCUGGGCAGGAUGGUCCAGCUGCACCUGAAGAGUGACAAACCUCAGACCAAGUUACUGAUCCUGCACCAGGCCGUGGCCGUCAUCCUCAGUCUGGAGCAACAAGUCCGAGAGCGAAACCUGAACCCCAAGGCAGCCUGUCUGAAGCGCCGCGAGGAGGAGAAGGUGACCGUGACGUCGGACGGGACCCCCCUCUCGCUGGCUGCCGCGCACCAUGCCGCCGCCGCCAUGGGCGAUGGGUCGAACCCCAUGGGACAAAUGUCUAAGGUGCCAGAGUUCAUCAAGAUGAUGAGUGACCACUUCCUCUGACGGCGUUUCCAUGACAACCCAGCAAUCGAUCAAACCCGUUGUUGCUUCAGCCUGACCAAUCAGAUCAGCCUCUUUCUCUCCUCUCGUCUGUCGUCUCUGAUCGUCCUCUUCGCCUUUGUCUCCCUCCUCUGUCAAGAACACAAACUGCAGAGUCACAUUAGUCGCUUUCGUCACUUUGCAUCUCCAGCUGAAGUGAACUGGAUGCUACUUUGUGGAGACGUUAAAAUGGCCGCUGUAACAUGGCUGCUACAAAGUGGAAGUUUGUGGGAGCUUUUCAAGCGAAGUGACAGCUAUGGACAAAAGUCUUUGGAAUCACAUCAUCCAAGAAAUUCUUCUUGUACUACUUGUUUUAUCAGCAUUCCCAGUUUUAAAGAACAAAAGGGUUCUAUAUAAAAAUAUAUAUAGUAUAUAUAUAUGAGAAAAGGAAAAAAUGAUGAAAAACUCGUUUAAAAAAAAAGUGCAACUGGAUGCGGGCAAUGAGGAGGCUAGGGGUUGGAUAGGGUUGUUCAGAAUGGAACAAAACAUAUCACAAAGUGUUUAAAGAGAUUUUUGUUUUUGUUUUUUUUUAAAGCAACAUUGCGCAGCUGUUGUUGAACGCAGCCUCAGCGCAUCUCUGACUGAAUGGCAAUCUAACGCCACACUGUGGAUGAAGCUGUGCCUGAUCUCCUCUUGGAUGCAAACCAGUCAGAUAGAUACACACGGAGAAGCAAAGCAAACACAACUUAAAAAAAGAAAGAAAUAGAACAGGAACUUUCCAGGAAGUAUCACCAGAAGCAGGCUGCACACUCAUACAUCCCCUUACAAACCACACAUCCUCAAGUAUAAAUUAACAUGAAGAAGAGAUCAGGAAGUAAAAUCUGUUGUGACCCUAUUGAUUUUCGGAGGUGCUUGGAUGGCUGAGUGAUCUGAACAAAAAGUUCACAAAUGCUUUUUGACUUAUUAAGGUUGCUAAGAAAGAGACAAGACAACAACAAGAAAAAGGGGCAACACGUUCUUCCCCCUCUGACGCAUUCCCUCCUUAACAUUUAGAUUGUAAGUGUAAAAUAAAUACAAACAUUUAUGUUUCAUGCUAAUAGCCACGUUGACUUUCUUCAGACUGCAAAAUUGUACAACUGAAAAGUUUUUACAAAUACAGAAACCCUCAACAGUUGUUGUACCCAAAUGGCCCGUGUGUAUCUACUGGGAGGAAGAGAGUACUAAGAGAAUCAAUCAAUUAAUCAAUCAAUCAGUGAGUGACUCCAGAGGGUUUGGGGUGUUUAAAUUGUUGAUGGUAGAGGAAUAACAGGAGAGAGACAGGGAGCAAGAAUCAUGCAGUAAUGUAAAAGUGUACUUCUAAAUGCGGCAGAAAGGCAAGGCUUUUCUUGACAUCUUCAUCUGAGGUUGUUGUCAAACGUUUCUAGUGCUGAUGCAAAAACAAUAACAAACAGAAAGCUCUAGCAAACAUCCCGAAUCAGAGUUCUUUGUCGGAUAUUCAGCAGCAUCUGCAGAGCAGGCAGAGUUUGAGACUGGUGUUCAAACUGAUCCUGAAAUGAAAUUAUGACUGGGCAGAUGGUUGAGAGGAUGGACACAUGAAAGAAAAGACAGAUAGAGGGAAGAGGGCUGGACUGAGCACUGAAGUGAAUUCUAUUCCACAUUUAGCACAUUCCCUGAAUCACAAUCGCUCUACUUGAAUCGAGUGCUCCCGAUGUCCUGAAGGCCUGAAGUACAGGAGGUGGGGGGGAGUCAUGGAAGGGGAAAGCAGGAUUGAGAUGGGCCAUCAUCCCAAGGAGUUGGAGGUCGAGGGAGACAAAGAAAAACAGAGAAUCCAGAGGUCUAAAUGGUGAUGACGGUGCAGGGGAAGCAAGGGAACAAUCAUUGGGGUGACGGGUGUCUAAUUUUUUUCUGGGGGCCAAGCAGCUGUAGUCAAAGCAUUCCUGUAUUGGAUUCAUUAGAUUCCCUCAUUUCCUGGUUCGGUGUCUGUCCAAUCAUAACUCUAAACCUCUAACCCCAACUUCAGAUUUCUCCUCUGCCCCAUGUACCAACCUUGAUGGGGCUUUCUGAUCGACACUAGGUGUUUGGCAAAAUAGCGGACAAAUCAAAGUCAUUGUUGAGGUGACUGUUGCUGCAACUAUCAUCAACGUCUCAGUUCCAGUGGGAUUCAUGUUAGAGAAGAGGUUGGUACUGGAAAACUACAUGUCAGUGUUGGACAGGAGUUGGGAGGAAUGUUAGGAAGAAGUUGGUGCAUAAUGCUGCUCUGGUUUCAGGUUUGGGCAGCUAGAUUAGUCAGGCUUGCAGAUGAGCAAAAGAACAAUUGGUGCUCCCAUGUGAAGCAGGCCAAAUGUCAGCGGACUCUGGCUCAUAUAUGACAGCCAGAUUAGGCAUGGUUUUAGGGUUUCAAACUAGCAGCUUUCAGCUUCUUUGGGCCAGGGGUGGUCCCCAGAAUCAAGCAUUCAUCAUAAGUUUGGUAUGAACUUAACAACCAGACAUGCCUGAGGUAGACCACAAUUGGGCCCAGUCCUUUUGAUCAUCAUGGUUUGCUCAAGAUGCAUGAAUUUUUGUUACCAAUAUGCUUAAUUGAAUCAGCUGAAACAAGAUGAGUAGUAUACAUCUGAGAGAGGUUCAAUCCAGAGGCCGAGCCAAUAAUAUUCCCUCAGAAUUUCAAAGUGUUGCCUCUUGUACUUGGACUUACCCAGUUUUCCUGCAUAGAUGCUCAAUGAUCCCUUUGAAUUCUGAGUGAUACAAGUUUGGGAAAGAAAGUGACAGGAUCAGGACAAGGUGACAAAAGUCAUGACUGCAACCAGGUAGAAACAGGACUAAAUAAAUCAGCACAGGAUAACUUUAAGGCUAGUUGGAAUACCUGCAAGAACGUCCAUUGUUUUGUGGUGUCAAUCUGAAAGCCCUGUUUCACAUUCACCCCAAUGUAAACCCUUCUCAAUCUAGGCCUAUGUUUAAUCCCCAGUCCCAGUACUGUCUUCUCUGCUGACCCUAGCCUUAUUAGCCCUGAAUGAGAGUCCUAGCCCCCCUCCCCAGCCUCUCGCCCCUCCUAAGCAGUCCCACAGAUGCAAUUUGAACAUUCACACUUCUACCAAUGUGCCUUUUUAGAGUUCAUAUCAUUCGAGUUACCAGAGGAGGAGAUUUACCUGGUCUUUUAAUAGGAUGCAAGCUUAGGGAAACCUGUUCUUAGUCAUUAGGUUCUAUGCAGUCAGGUUUUUUACCAGACCUGGGAAUUUAAAAAAAGCUAAAAAGGAAAAAAAAGUAUUUUUUGGAUAAAAAAAAACAAAAAACAAAACUGUAUUUAAUGUACUGUACGCUUAUAUGUAAGUAGACAGCGUGUUCUGGCUUUAAGCCAAUGGGACAGACGCUUGAUUUAGCAAAACGAGCCCCCCCCCCAGUCCCAGUCCCCCCCCCUUCCCAGUCCCCCCAAAGUCCUCCAUAACCCCCCAACCUCACUUUCCUGUUCCAAGCCCCAGCCCUGUUUCCAUGGUGAACAACGCGUCUCUUCUUGUAUUAUAGCUUAUCAGCUUUUUAUCAAUAUUUGAUCGGCUUGUCCAUAAGCCAAUGUAGUCUUCAGUACAAAGUGUGUGGUUGUAUGUUGUAAAAGAUUUUCUUUUUUCUCUCUCUCUCUCUCUCUCUGUUUUUUAAGACAAAUCUUUUCUCUUAUUACUUUUUCUUUGUCUGUUCUGGUUUACAUGUCUAUUACAGAAAAUGUAAAAAACAAAAUAAAAACAAAAACAAAACAAAAAAAUACAAUACAAUUCUCUAUCCGACAGCAUUGUUCUCUGUCGGUGGUCAUUUUGACGCGGUUAAAAUCUUACCCAAUCAACAGGAAGGCACGGAAACUGGAAAAGAAUCUAUUUGAAUAAAUCAAUCUAUAUAUAAAUGUACAAAAAAUAUAUACAAUAUAUAAGGAGGGUGCCGUUUUCUGUUAUUUUUUUAUUUUCUGUUGCAAAGGAGUGUUUGCUUGGGGAGGAAUUAUUUUCUCAAAGACUGAACUGGCAGAAGUUGGCGAGGCCCCUCAGUGUUAUAAAUUUUCAACUGACUUUGUUGUGUUCUCUGUUGUUGCCAUGACAACACCCUCUUGACUAGUACGGCACCCUGCGCAGGACAAAAUGGGACUGGAGUUCCAUCAGCUCCAUUCACUGCUAUCUAUCCAAGGCAACAACACACAGACGUUUGUAAAUUGUAUGCAACAAAAUGGCAAACUUUACCAUUAUUUUGAAAUUGUGUAUGUAAAAGUUAUAUUUUUACAUGUAGACUGUUGUUAUUUUGUGUUUUAGAAAUAUGUUGUAUUGGUUUUUUUGUUAAAAGAUGAAAAAGUAAAAUUCAGUGUGUGUUGAAAAAAUGUGUCACAUUGAAAAUGUAGUGAGGUCAAAAGUUCCGAAAUCUUUUUUUUUUUUUUUUUAACAUUUGUUUAUAUCUGUGGGGAACAUUUUUGAGGGUGUAAGGGAGGAAUCAUAAAUCAUAAAAGAUAUCUGAUAUUCGUUUAAUUCUUCAUGCCUCAUGACAUUACCAUUUUUAAUUGUAUUUUUUGCAGAGAAAUGUGUAAAUAGUCAUAAAACACUUUCUGUGGGGUUUCUGUGGGGUGAGGGCUUGCCAGUGAGAGGCGAUGAUGAUGAUGAUGAUGAACUUGUUUUGAGUUUUAGUGAGGUUGUAUUCGUCUGGUUACAGUAGCCAGGUGCCAACUUUUAGUUUCAGUCAGUGGUGCUCAGUACUGUAUGUGGUUUUGGUUGCCGAACAUCUGAGGUGUAAGUCAAAUUAUUGUCUUUGCUUGCACCAACAAUCACUCCUGUCAGAGCCAGCACGAGCCAUUUUUGGGGUUUUGUGAAGGAUUUCUUUUGAUUUAAUACAAAAUAAAAUAAAAAAAACAUUUAUGAAAAAAAAUAAACCUAAAGACUAACUGUUCUGUAAAAUAAAUAUUAAUCAAAAACACAGGAUACCAUAACUCAAAACAAUACGUAAUGUUAUGACAACAGCUAAACUGAGGAACCCAAAGAUUGCUCGUGUUCAAUUCACUUUGUCACCCUUAGUGGCUGUGGGCUGGCUCUGACUCCUGUGCAUUUAUUUCCCUCAAAAUGGCUUGUAAAUGUUGAUUAAAUGAAAGACCCUCAGCACCUGAUUCAAGAUUAAUAUAUGAAAAUUCUGUAAAGGAUUGGAGUGUUGCUAAUAUAAAACAGCAGGUCGUCAGCAAACAAUCUUAUCAGCUAUUUCCCCAAAAAGAUAUCAGAUAAUGUGCAAGACAGUUUCAGUCAUUUCUCUUCAGUGUUUGCCAUUAAAAUUGAGCUUUUUGUCAAAAGGAAAAGCUGCUUUGAAUUGGACCUUGGUUAAACACUAGGAUUGAAUCUGUCAGUGUAAGUGCUAAAUGUAUUUUUUAAGUAAUGUUAUUUUUACGAUGCUUCAUUUCAUAUUUUCUCUUUGUUGUAUAAUCGAGUCAUCUCCCGAAUUACAGUAUCUUCAUUUUUAUGUUACCCCUGAUGUUUCUAUUAGCCAAAAUGUUAACUUUUUUUCUUUUCCCUCCUUGUUGUACAUACACACCUCAUUUCUCUUUUUCAGUGACUGUGCCAUGAGCUUUGUAAUCUGUUACUCUGUACCAGUUUUACUGCAAUAAUGAGUUGAAUUCAAAAUGGCCA
Messenger RNA from Lates calcarifer (barramundi perch), 8717 nucleotides. RefSeq names its product transcription factor 4. The record is from RefSeq and is a predicted model, not a curated record. Gene Ontology annotation, cellular component: transcription regulator complex. The transcript is spliced from 18 exons. Gene Ontology annotation, biological process: regulation of transcription by RNA polymerase II. The coding region runs from base 1141 to 3111 and encodes 656 amino acids. Gene Ontology annotation, molecular function: protein dimerization activity; DNA-binding transcription factor activity, RNA polymerase II-specific; RNA polymerase II cis-regulatory region sequence-specific DNA binding. NCBI's taxonomy places the organism in Eukaryota, Metazoa, Chordata, Actinopteri, Centropomidae.